Fusarium keratoplasticum is the source of this 2229-nucleotide messenger RNA. RefSeq names its product Zn(2)-C6 fungal-type domain-containing protein. The transcript has 3 exons. Bases 1 to 2229 code for a protein of 742 amino acids. Gene Ontology annotation, biological process: regulation of DNA-templated transcription. NCBI's taxonomy places the organism in Eukaryota, Fungi, Ascomycota, Sordariomycetes, Hypocreales, Nectriaceae. Gene Ontology annotation, molecular function: zinc ion binding; DNA-binding transcription factor activity, RNA polymerase II-specific. The record is from RefSeq and is a predicted model, not a curated record.
AUGGCUCGUCAGCAGCAGCGCAAACGCCCAAUCUCGUGCCACUUCUGCCGCAUGCGCAAGCUACGCUGCAACCGCGAGUUCCCCUGCUCCAACUGCACAUCCCGCGGAGUUGCCUGCCCGAAGCCGGAGCACGGCGCGACCUCUGUGGCAGGCUCUGCGGCUGCUCGUCCGGCGCCGGCCAAGAAGCCGCCGGCCCGUCCAAGCACCGACGAUCCGGACAUCCAGAGCCGCCUGGAGAGGCUCGAGGGCCUACUGCAAGGGCUGAGCAGACAGGUGGAGUCGGUGCCGGAGCUGACUGGUGCUGCUCAGUCCCCAAUUGCGUCUUUUGCCACACCACCCUACACACAACCACCCUUUGCACCACUACCGCCGCCCUUUACCGUACCAGUCGUAGCCCCCGUUCAGGCUCAGGCUCACCAUAAUUACCUGCAGGCUCACUAUCAUCUUCAACAGCCGCUGCCUCUCAAGGUCCAGGACCUGACCGACAACGCCCUGCUCGUUGAAGAGUGCUGCAUCGUAACAAAAUCCAGCAACUCCCUCUUCUCAGACCACGUCAUCUUUCGAGCGUGCCCCAUCCGCUCCAUCACUCAGCUCUUAUUCUACACCUUUCAGAGUCCCGGCUUCUCUUCCGUCUCCCUGACGGCCGAGCCCACAAGAUGCAUCUGGCUCCCCAACCGCGACGAGGCCGAGGCCCUGGUCCAAAAGUACAUCACCGAAAUCAGCCCCAUGCAUCACUUCAUCCACGGUCCUCACCUGCAGCGGCUCAUCACCGAGCUCUACGCGUCAUUGAAGUCGGGCGUUCAAGUACCCGUCGGCACUGUCGUUUUGUUGCUGGCCAUUUGUGCCAUGGUCACGUACUUGUGGACGCCUCAUGACGACGAUCUGAAGCUGUUUCAAGACGUCAAGGAAGCCAACUCGCAGACGCUCGUAUGGGUCAAGAUUCUCUUCAACCUGCUCGAGAUCUGUCAGCGGAACGACCACAGGUCCAUCGAGUAUGUCCAGGGCCUCACCCUGCUGGCCAUCACCCUGUUUAACCUCGAGGGCAUCUCUCCAAUCGGGCGGGCCAUGCUCUCUCGCGCCAUCUUCUUUGCCCGCGAGCUGGGCUUGCACCGCAUCGACCAUCCCGAUGUAGACACUUUCUGUCAUAAAUACCCGCCUCUGACUCGGUUGACGGCCGAGGUUGGCAGGAGACUGUGGUGGCAUCUCGCUGGUGUCGACUGGAUGCUCGCUCGCUUUCCCGGCCCACAAGAAGGCACAUACUUGAUCAACCCAGGUCAGAUGGCGGUGAGGAAACCAGCCAACGUCAACGACGAAGACCUUGACGAGGAACGAGAGAUCGUGCCGGCUCCCAUGGACCAGCCGACCACCAUGUCCUACUCAAUCCACCGUAUCCGCUUUCUAGAAAUAUUUCGGGAAUUCGCAGACCGAGCGGCAUUCUCAAAAUCAGCUCCGGCUUCUCAACAAUACGACAUGGUCUUGCAGAUGGACGCAGCAAUGGACCACUUCAUGUCCCACGAAGCCUCGCCCUUCUUCAGGAUCAGCCUGGAAGAACUCGAGAAGCUUCCACCAGACGACCCUUGGCGCUCGCCCACUGCCAUGCUCAACCGCCACAUGUACAACUUCUACCUCCACUCCCAGCGCUGCAGGCUCCAUCUGCCGUACCUGGCCCGCGGCACCGUCGAUCCGGCGUACGCGCGCUCGCGGCAGGUCGGCCUCCGGAGCGCGAGGAUCCUCACGCAACGGGUGAGGCAGUUGGUUAUGGAAGACGCUGGCUUUCCCCACAUGAUGCUGCGGUUCGGAGUGGCCAUGUACGGCCUGUUCGUGGCUACCAUUGCGCAGGUUUUUGAUCUGUGUUUGACGAGUGACCCGGCAGGAGACGAUGGUAGGCAGCAAGAAGUCGAACAUGCAUGGAAGACGCUGGAGCAUGCAGAGACGCAGUCCACCCCUGUGUCCAGAGGAAUGAAUAUCCUACGACACAUCAUGGACAAGUACAAGAUACCAUACCCGGCAGGUGUCAGAGGCCAUCACGAACCCGCAGGAUCAAACGAUCACACCAGUUUUAUUCCGCUCGGGCAGAUCACAGCGGAUGCCAUGGGAGUACCAGCUGGGACGCCGCUAUCCAAGCCUUGCCACCCUGACCAAGAGCUGGAAGGGCAUAUAUCCAGGAUGGAUCUCGAGGAAGUUGACUGGGAACGCUUGUGUUGGGGGUUUGAUGCUCCCUUUAUAUGA